AUGCUUAACGACGAUCAUGCAGCCGAAACAAAUGCCGAUGGUUCGAGGAAUUCCUUGGUCUGGGAUGUUGUAGAUGAAGAGAUAAAAGAUCUAUACACAUUCAUGAUAACAAUCCUCAGACAAAGAGCAAUUGCCGAAUCAACAGUUGAUCCAACGAUCAAUAAAGACGAUAGAGCCAAGGAAUUGAGUGAUGCUUACGAUUUCUUCAUAGAGCAAGAUGAUUCCCAUCUUAUAAAUGGUCAUCAUCUUGCUCAAAAUGAUGGCAAGUUUUGGUACAUGAAUGGCAUAAAGCAACUAAAAGCAAUAAGACCAAUUGGAAAAAGGAUGAUGUCACUUUCGUGCAGUGAAGCAGAUGUAGAACGGGUAAUAUCUGAAUUGCGAAAGACAAGAAAUUCAAUGAACGAAUCAUGCAAAGAAGAAUAUGUAGCAUGCCGCUUCUUCAUCAAGUUGAAUGAUGAUCAAUUUGAUAUUUGA
Messenger RNA from Trichomonas vaginalis G3, 474 nucleotides. RefSeq lists its product as uncharacterized. The transcript has a single exon. Bases 1 to 474 code for a protein of 157 amino acids. NCBI's taxonomy places the organism in Eukaryota, Parabasalia, Trichomonadida, Trichomonadidae. The record is from RefSeq and is a predicted model, not a curated record.